GGAAACGUUUAAGUCAUGUUAAGGUAAAUUCUUGUUGCAUAGGCGCCAGCGGUUUAAACACAAGAAGUUGCGGUUGAUGCCGAAGAAGGAGUGCGGUUCUUAAGGUUCUUCGCGUCGUUAUUUAGCCACAGUAGCGUUUUGUACACCGGCAAACUCCUGAGUCUCUAUAUUUUGUAGUAUAGUGAUGGUGUAGGUUGAAUCAAAAUUUGGUUGAUAAAUUAGAUAUUUCUUUUUGGUGAUUAAGGAAAACAUAAAAUGUUUAAGAAGAUACCAUUUUUAGUUUUUACAAGAAUAGAACCAUACUUAUUAUGGCUUCACUUAAUAUUAAUUGUUAGCGCCGAAUUUGGAUCAAAAUAUAUACCUCAAUUAAUCAAGAAACCAGAGACGCAACUUAUGAAAGUUAGUUUAACACAAAAAGGAUAUAUACAGUUUUUAAGAUAUACAGUUGAUGUUCCCACGAUAGAAGAGUUCACCUAUUGCAUGUGGUUGAAGAGCAGCAAUUUUACGUUUUCUCAUCCGUUAUUGUCAUACUCUAAGAACGAACACGAACGAUUAAUAAGAGGAUGGAUAGACCAUCAAGGAAGAACAAUAAAUUUAGAGAUUUUAACCAAAGAAAUCUAUUCGGUUUUUACCGAUUUUGUGGAGAACCAAUGGUACCAUAUUUGUCAAUCUUGGAAUUCCCAUUCAGGGAGUUGGUCUUUAUUUAUAGACGGGAAAUUAAGAGAAUCCGGUGUUAAUAGCGAACUUCAACAAAUACCAAUCCCCGAAGGUGGUGAUAUUGUGAUAGGUCAAGAAUACACAGAUUUCGAGAAAGGCUUAGAUGACGGUAUUGAAGGUGACAUAUUCGGUUUCAAUCUCAUCCUAAGUUCAAUCUCCACCACACCCUUAGACAAACAUCAAGAAUACGAACUACCACCGCCAAACGAUCUCUUCCGUCGAAAACAAACAUCAUCAUCCUACAUAGAAGACCCGACCCAGUCUUUGAAUAUGCAAAGACGUAGUUCGUAUAUUGAUUAUUCGUACCCCCGGAGAAGACUUCGAGUCGAUUUGACUCCACCCGAACUCGACCCAAACGAAAACGUACCGGAAGUCUUAGGUUAUUUCAACGUAAAUCGGCGACCAAAAGGAUUUUUAGAUUUCGGAAAAGGUUUCUUGAAUAUGCUUUUUGGCGACGAUCCUAAAACGACGAGAUAUGUUUAUCCCAAAAGUUUUCAUCUUGGAAAAAGAAUAAUAAAUAACGUUAAGGAUUUCGAACCGAUUAAAAAGUCUUUGGGGAUGAUUUUGGUUGAGGAGAGUUAUAACGAUUGUGCUAAAGGCAAUGGGAGUCCCGUGAAGGAUGAAAAACUUUUAAUUAGUUGGACUAAGACUCCUGUUAGGGUUUUUGGUGGAGCUCUUUUGAAAUUGGUACCACCGUUUUGUGUUAAAAUAAGUUAAUUUUUAUGAAUAUUGGUGUUUUUAGGAUGAUCUUAAAGAUAUAUUCAUAUUUGACUGUAUAUAUUUAUUAAUAAUAACUUAUAUUAUUUUCUAAUAAAUAAAGUAAUAAUGAA
Molecule: messenger RNA, 1547 nt
Organism: Onthophagus taurus
Lineage: Eukaryota; Metazoa; Arthropoda; Insecta; Coleoptera; Scarabaeidae
Source: RefSeq, a predicted model, not a curated record